AUGGCUUCCCACUUCACCUUCUUAUUACUACUCCUACCAUUCCUAUCUUCCCUAUCAUCCGCCACCACAACCAUAACCCUCGACCUCAUCCACCGAGACUCCCCACUCUCCCCACUCUACAACCCAAACCACACCGCCUCCGACCGCCUCCACGCCGCCUUCCUCCGCUCCAUCUCCCGCCGCAACCACCGCCUCUGCCGCCACACCCCUCGCACCACCACCAACUCCGACUCAUCCCACUUCCACACCAACAUCCUCCCCAGCGGCGGCGAGUACUUCAUGAACCUCUCCAUCGGCACCCCGCCCUUCACCGUCCUCGCCAUCGCCGACACCGGCAGCGACCUCACCUGGGUCCAGUCCAAGCCCUGCUACCAAUGCUACCACCAAAAGGGCCCAAUCUUCGACCCGGCCCAAUCCUCCACGUUCCACCGGAUCCAGUGCGGGGCCCAACUCUGCAACUCCCUCGACGACGACUCCCGCUCCUGCUCCCAAGACGGCACCAACACCUGCGCCUACGCCUACUCCUACGGGGACCACUCCUACACCACGGGCUACCUCGCCACCGACACGUUCUCCCUGGGCCCCACUUCCAUCAGCCACGUCGGCUUCGGCUGCGGGAUGAGAAACGGCGGCACGUUCGACGAGUCCGGGUCCGGAAUCGUCGGGCUGGGAGGCGGGCCCAUCUCGUUCGUCAACCAGCUGGGGGCCCAAAUAGGAGGGAAGUUCUCCUACUGCUUGGUCCCUCUCCAGGAACAGUCCGGCGCCGUUUCGGCAACGAGCCGGAUCGUGUUCGGGGACGAUCCGUUGCUGCUGUCGUCAAACGACGUCGGAUUGGUGUCGACUCCCUUGGCGUCCAAGUCUCCCGCCACGUACUACUACCUGACGCUGGAAGCAAUCACGGUGGGGAGGCGGAAGAUGCGGUACGCGACGACGUCGUACGUGACUUCUGGUGGGUCCCGGUUUAAUGAUGGUGCUGACGUGGCGGGGAGGGAGAAGAAAGUGGAGGAAGGGAACAUAAUAAUUGACUCCGGGACCACGCUGACUUUUUUGGACUCGGAGUUCUACAGCGGGCUGGAGGCGGCGCUGGUGGAGGAGAUCCAGCUGGAGCGGGCAAGCGACCCGAAGAAUCUGUUCAGCCUGUGCUUUAAGAGCGGCGGUGAGGGAAAGGAGGUUAGGCUUCCGGUUCUGAAGGUGCAUUUCGGCGGCGGGGCUGACGUGGAGCUGAAGCCGGUGAAUACGUUCGUCAAGGCGGAGGAGGGGCUGUUGUGUUUCACGAUGGUGCCGACGAAGGAUGUGGGGAUAUUUGGGAACCUGGCGCAGAUGGAUUUCGUAGUCGGGUAUGAUCUGGAAAAGAGGACGGUUUCCUUCCUGCCUGCGGAUUGCUCCAAGCAUUAG
Linum tenue is the source of this 1395-nucleotide messenger RNA. The record is from the annotation of a GenBank genome assembly. NCBI's taxonomy places the organism in Eukaryota, Viridiplantae, Streptophyta, Magnoliopsida, Malpighiales, Linaceae.